AGCAAGUGGCGCUUCUGUCUAAAUCACUUUUCCAAACUCUGCACACCUGGCCGAACACUUGCAUCUAAACCGCCUUUUGGGGAAUUUAAGUAGCGUUUGGGGUCUCCGCGAGUGCACCGAUAACCUUUUAAGACUUUGGUAAAUAUAUACAUAUUAUUAUAUGUCUUAUACUGCCCAUGCGUGUUGGUUGAACGGUUUGCAAGUUUAGAACCGAGGUCAAUUGCAGGGUAAAAUAAGGCUUCGGACUUCACAUCGGUUCUAAAUAUUAACGUAAGCUGUCAUUGUACCAAUUUAGCUUAUGUUUAAGUGGUGCGUGUGAAAAAAUGAAUCCCCAAGAAGCCCAGAAGAUAUUUCUAAGCAGCACGUCAACCGUCUCUCUGCAUGAUCGCUUCACCGGUUUGCUAAAACAUCAGCAGGCGGAUCCAAUAAAUGUUACCGCCAGGGUGAACCAGCAGAAUACAGCGACUCUGAAGAACCAGCGCCUGGCUCUGGAUAUGGCAAACAGACCUUCUGUGCUGGCUGCCCUGCGCAACACAUCUAACAUAAACCGACUGUGUAAAGUGAACGUGAAGGCGAGGCUGGGCCAGCCCUUGGGAGGAGGUGGGGGUUUGAACGACCAAAUAAGUACAGGAGGCGGCUGUGGGCAGAUCAAAGCGUUUUACGGAAGGAGAGGUAUUGGCAGAUUGCAUGGGACAGUCCCUGUUUUAGGAGUACAGCGGAGGCGGGGCCAGAAACGGCGUGGGGGCUAUGUGAACUGGACCGGACCAAUGGGAAUCAGAGGAGGAGCCAUUAGAAAGACAGGUAUAAACUCUUCUCCUGUAUGCACAGGUAGUGGGGCAUAUUUGGGAAAAGACUGGGCCAAGUUCAACAGCAAUUUAGUCCCUUCUCGGGACGAGUUAGAUGAUCAGUUGGAUGAGUACAUGUCCAAAACCAAGAGCCAUCUAGAUGCAGAGCUUGAUGCGUAUAUGGCAGAAGUUGAUUUGGAGGACAUAAUGUGAUUGCUUACAGUGUCAGCACUUAAGACUAUAGUUGAACCACAUACAUUUUAGUUUAAGGUUGACUGAUGGUGGAUAUAAUCUUGCAGGUUCGGUAAAAUGAAUAUUUGUCCACCUUGACUGUUUAAUGUGAUCGUUCACCCCAAAAUUAAAAUUCUGUCAUAAUUUACUCACCAUUUUGUCGUUUCAAACCUGUAUGACUUUCUUUCUUCCGCAGAACACAAAAGAAGUUAUUUUGAAGAACGUUGUUUACUGGACCCCCUUCACUCGCAUUGCAUUAACUUGGAUUGGUUUUAACUUGCAAUAGGAUGGGGGCCAGUGAUGUUCAGCUACCAACGUUUUUCAAAAUAUCAUGUUUUGUGGAAGGAAGGAUGUCAUACAGGUUUGAAACCUCAAUAGGGUGAUUAAAUGAUGACAGAAUUCUUAUCUUUGAAUGAAAAAAAUGAAUAUUCUGUCACCAUUUACUCACCCUCAGAAUUUUCCAAACCGGUAAAAAAUUUUUUAUUUGUUCUUCUAAGCACAAGGGAAGAUAUUUGAAGGAAUGUCAGUGACCAAGCAGAUCUGGCCCCCCCUCCCAUUUACUCCCAUAGUAGGGAAAAUAAAUACUAUGAGAGUCAAUGGUGGGGCGAGAUCUGCCAAUAUCUAUAUUCUUACAAAUAUCUUCCUUUGUGUUUAGCAGAACAAAGAAAUAUAUUCACGUUUGGAAAAAUCUGAGGGUGAGUAAAUGAUGACAAAAUUAAAAAAAAUUCGGUAAACUAUCCCUUUCAUUCUAUCAGAUCUUCUCUAAUAAUUGUUCAUAGUUGCAGACACUUUACUUCCAUUGCUUAGAAACCUCCAGCCUAAGUUAGACACAUUUAUCCAACAAUAUUAUUUUUCCUGCUGUUCAAUGUGAUCAAUAUGAAAAAAAGAAAUGAAGGUGCUUUCUUGGGAAAUUCUUUUCAGUAGAUUGGCAGGUUGUAGUUUUUUGAGGAAACUGUGAUUUCAUUAGCCGUUCAAUUACAUUAACUGGAUAAAUGUAAUUCCCUUUGAAGUUUUACGUUUUUACUUUGGACCACUGCAGUGUUUAAAAUCAGUUGCGGUUGCAAUGAAAAAGAACUCUGAUCGAUCACUGAGUUCAUUUUGGCCUGUUUUUGUUUUGUACGUUGUAUCAAGAUUCAAAUAAGGUGAAUAAUAUCUUAUGAAGCUGAUAGUCAGACAUAUUUGUGUUAUAUCUUGUCUGUUGAAGUGACUUUAUGUGUGCCAUGUUUAUUUUUUCCAAAAGUGUUUUGUAUUUAUAUUGUUGGAUUAUCUGUGCCACAGGUGGUAAACAGAAAAAAGUUAACUUAAAAAAGUUCAUAAGGAACUGUUUAUAACCUCACCAGGUGGUGAUUGUUUUCAUAAUGUUAAAUAAAAGAUCUCUUACUUGC
Triplophysa dalaica is the source of this 2401-nucleotide messenger RNA. It is a transcript of the gene chtopb, whose product is annotated as chromatin target of PRMT1b. The transcript has 5 exons. The record is from RefSeq and is a predicted model, not a curated record. Bases 324 to 998 code for a protein of 224 amino acids. Lineage: Eukaryota; Metazoa; Chordata; Actinopteri; Cypriniformes; Nemacheilidae.